AUGCUUCGGUUGGCGGAUGCACUUCGCAUCCCAGACACGGCCCGUGGCGUGGAGGCGCUGGCACUGUUACUCUACAGACUGGCAUACCCUUGUCGGCUCGUGGAGAUUCAGAUUGCGCUUGUGGCAUGGAGUGAAGCAAAGAUCUCAAGUGUUAUCAACUGCGUCCUGGAUGACCUCUUCGCGCGAUACAAGAACAAGAUUGCGUUUGAUGAAACUAUGCUGUCCAAGGAGCGGUGCAAGCUGUAUGCUGACACCUUGGAACGAAAGGGCUGCCCAGCACCUCCCCACUUCUUCGGUUUCAUUGACGGGACCGUGAAGUCUGUUUGUCGUCCUGUUAUCUUUGAGGAUAUCCUCUAUACAGGUUACAAACGGACGCACGCCAUCAAGUUCCAGGGGGUCAUGACCCCCUGUGGACUGAUGGCGAGUUUCUUUGGACCGUUCCCAGGGACUCACCACGACGCCAGGAUGUACCAUGAGUCCCGCGUGGAGGGACACAUCAACAGACUUGAUGUCCCCGAUGGCUAUAUGCUUUAUGGGGACGGUGCGUAUCCCUGGGGCCCCAGGCUUCGACGGCCUUUCCGACAGCCGCCCGCAGGAAGUGCAAAGCGACGGCACAACUACUUGAUGUCAAAGUUUCGGCAAAGUGUGGAAUGGGGCUUUGGCAAGCUCUUCACAAUCUUUGCGUUCCUUGACUUCGGCAAGAACCUCAAGGUGCUGUGGCAACCUGUCGGUAAACUAUGCCUUGUCGCGUGUUUACUCUGCAAUUGUCACACCUGUUUGUACGGGUGUGAGACGUCUGACUUCACGGGUCUGGAUCCCCCUGAGCUUGAAGAGUAUGUGUGAUCAUGGC
Molecule: messenger RNA, 850 nt
Organism: Salpingoeca rosetta
Lineage: Eukaryota; Choanoflagellata; Craspedida; Salpingoecidae
Exons: 7
Coding region: 1-843 (280 amino acids)
Source: RefSeq, a predicted model, not a curated record